Molecule: messenger RNA, 504 nt
Organism: Parus major (Great Tit)
Lineage: Eukaryota; Metazoa; Chordata; Aves; Passeriformes; Paridae
Product: serine/arginine repetitive matrix protein 2-like
Exons: 1
Source: RefSeq, a predicted model, not a curated record
AGAACCAGGACCAGAACCAUUAACAGGACCAGAACCACAACCAGGAUCAGGACCAGGACCAGGAUCAGGACCAGGACCAGGACCAGGGUCAGAACCAUUACCAUGACCAGAACCAGAACCAGCACCAGGACCAGAACCAGAACCAGCACCAGAACCAGCACCAGAACCAGGACCAGGACCAGAACCAGGACCAGCACCAGAACCAGAACCAUUACCAGCACCAGCACCAGGACCAGGACCAGCACCAGAACCAGAACCAGCACCAGAACCAGCACCAGGACCAGAACCAGCACCAGAACCAGGACCAGCACCAGGACCAGCACCAGGGUCAGAACCAGGACCAGCACCAGAACCAGAACCAGCACCAGAACCAGCACCAGGACCAGAACCAGAACCAGCACCAGGGUCAGAACCAGGACCAGAACCAGGACCAGCACCAGGACCAGAACCAGCACCAGGACCAGAACCAGAACCAGGACCAGGACCAGAACCAGGACCAGCACC